AUGUGUGUACAUCCACCAAAUAAGCGCCAUUGGCGUCUUUAUUACCUUCUUGAACUUGAUGAAUCUGUAACGUCAAAGCAGGUGAAAUGGAACUUCCGUAGGGUAUCGCUGCGUAACCACUACCAACAGGCUUACCUUGUGCUUUACAGCCGUACGCGAAAGCAUCUGUACGAUGCCCUUGGGGAGGAGGUGUACGGCUUUAUAGCUAGUGGUGCGUGGGGGCCACUCAUUUCGAUUCUUGGCGCCACCAGCUCUAUUAUCAUCUACUGCCUAACUAUGUUGAUCCAGGUAGGGCUUCUCGGCCUCUUUUUUGUUUUCCUCGCGGCGAAGAUUGAGAAUGUCAUGACUCUGGAAUGGGAUGACGUGAUUCUCCCCCUUAUCAUUUUCGGCAUGAUUAUGUGUUUUUUCACAUUCCUUUCUAUUCUCGUCAACUUGACUAGCACGAAAAGCUAUAAAGAGGGUUUAAAUUUUGUUGAUCGCCUGUCGCCCAUUGGGAAUUGCCUCGCGGCGGUGUGUUAUUCGUGCGUGCCCUUUGUGAUAACCUCUGCUUUGACGAAAAACGAUGAUAAGGGAGUUGGGCAUUACAUGGUCUAUUUGUCUAUACUUAUUUUAGGGGAUAUCUUUUACUAUUUGACCUCAUUGAUUUGGCGUUGGCCGAACCGCAUACGUCUCCAGAUGCAGAUUGACGAUAAACGAAAAAGGUCGUUGAUUUGCUACGGCAUUUUUCUCAUGGCCUUCCUUCACCUGAGUUGUGGAAUUGCGCAGUGGGUUCUGUUAGCGCGGAAGAUCGAUCAGAGGUUCAAGCACUCGUGGUAUAUCGUUUUUAUCCCAUUCUGCGUCCGUGCGGGUCUGUGUGUGAUAGAAGUUGUUUUACGUAGUUCCAUGUUCUACACCAUGCGGGUUCGAAACAAGGCCGGGGUUGCCUUUGACGUUCUCGUGUCCUUUUUUAGUAACGGCAACCUGCUCAUCUCUCUUUACCUGGUGGCGGCCUUCCUUGAGCGGGGGGGCCUCGGGUACUCCUUUUUCUACCUCCUCAUUCCCGUUUACGCCAGGCUGGGCUACGUUUUCGUCUGUCUGAUCCUGACGAUGAUUUUGCUGCUUCGGCGGGUUUCCUGCAGCACGGCGAGGGAGAAGCGCACCAACCGGCUGUGGAUCCCCGAGAACGAGAAGAAUCUUUCCCUGCUCGGCUCCAAAUCCACCCAGGCGGUGCCGGGGAGCGAGCCCGGCCCGUGCUCGAAUUGGGGGCCUGACGAGGCCAACAGCCGAGGAUCCUUCGGCCCGCUUUUGAUCGACGCGGGGCCAUCCUUGGAGAGGUCACCCUACGGGGCGAGCCGCGAGGGACUGGCCCGAACCGCACGUUCGCGAACUUCACACUCGCGAACCUCACACUCGCGAACCUCACAUUCGCGAGUUUUGCACUUGCGAAACCCACACUCACGAUCCCCAAAUUCGCGAAUUCAGCAUUCUCGAAGUCCGUAUUCUCAAAAUCCACAAUUUAGGCGCUCCGCCGUCCACAGGGACCCCUACCAGGUGGCCACAUCCUCCACCGAUGAAUACGAGAGCUACUCCACGAACAAGAGGGGUUUGGAUCUCUGUACCGAGGGUAGCUAUGAGUACGUGUCCGAUUAUGAGUAUUUAGAGGGUAGUCAGCCUAAUAGCGCGUCCUCGUCAGUAGUGUCUAGUCCGAUUUUAAAACCACAACAUGCGAAGUAA
Messenger RNA from Phytomonas sp. Hart1, 1713 nucleotides. NCBI's taxonomy places the organism in Eukaryota, Euglenozoa, Kinetoplastea, Trypanosomatida, Trypanosomatidae. The record is from the annotation of a GenBank genome assembly.